GAUCGAUUAGUCACCAGCUGUGUGUUAUCUGUGAGUUAGUCUUGGUCAUCUGCCGGACAUCCUGAACUGAAUUUGGAGCAAAUGUCCAGUGGACGGACAACAAUUCUGAUGGUUUAACCAGCCGAGUGAUCUAUCAGGAGUAACAAUGGCUGACGAUCCUAAAUUACCGAAUCAUGAUGAAAUCUUGUCCCUACUGGUGAAGGAAGGAGAAAACGGGGGCGUGCAUCUGCCUGAAAGUCAAAAUAAUCAAAGAAAUAAGGAAAAAAGUGAAGAGGCAGCUGGAAACCUUCCACCAACCAAAUCACUGGAUGCUGAGAAAAGGGACAUAACUCCUUCGGCUUCAAAAGGAGAAAUGGAAAAUGAGAAAGAGGAUACUCCAUCAGAUGAGAAAAUGUCCUUUAUGGAGAAAAUGAAGACGGACGAUUCAUAUAAAGAAAAAGUUUUUUUGAGUCUUAGCAUCUGCUGGUCUUUUGUUAUAUUGGGUUGGCUGGUUGCUCAAUUUGGACCGUCCUUUCUUGACCUUAGAAUCAUCACAAAUACAGAUCUAAAGAAGGCGUCCAGCUAUCUGACCAGUGGCUCUGUGGGGUACCUUGUUGGCUCCCUCAUAAGUGGCUUGCUGUUUGACCGCUUCAACAAGGUUCUGCUACUGUUUUUGUACACAUUCACUGGCGUGUUUUUCUCGGCUAUCCUGCCCUGGUGUUACUUGUAUGAGCUGAUGAUGACGGUACAGUUUUGCCGAGGCUUUUAUGGCGGAGGACUUGAUACAGGUGGGAAUGCCCUUCUGAUUUCAACAUGGGGUCAAGAUGGCCGCUCCUUUUUACAAGCUCUCCACUUUUCAUUUGCGAUUGGUGGGAUAGUAUCACCCUUGGUAACUGCCCCUUUUCUGCUGGAAGAGAGAGACAUUAGAACAGACAACUCUAGUCUACGAUUAAAUGGCACGAUAUAUGACACAGAUUUCAAUAUGUCACAAAUCCUUUACAAUACCUCUAUCAGCUCCUUCACACAACCUGGUAUGUCUACAACAACACCUGAUCCCGCUUCUGGUUACAAAGCUGAAGACUCUAAAUUAUAUAUUGCAUUUACCAUCUCAGCAGCUAUGAAUUUGUCAAGUGCAAUACCGUUCCUCAUCUUAUACCUAAGGGCAAGGAGGCGUAAAAGGAAAAACUCCAUAAAGAAAGUGGAAGAUAGUAAAAGGAUAACAAGGGAAUUGACGAUUGAGUAUAAGGUGCUAGUUCUAGUAAGUGUGUGUUUGUUUUUAGGGGUGUACUGCGCUGUGGAGGACACAUUUAAUGCCUUUCUCACAACCUUCUGUGUCAAGCACAUGGGAUGGACCAAGGCUCAUGGCUCCUACGCUACGUCACUGUAUUGGGCAGUGUAUGGAUUCGGCCGCUUUUCAGGAAUUUGGUUAAUCAAAUGGAUAAAACCUGAUAAAAUGAUCUGCGGGUUUACUGUAGCUUUAGGCUGUGUUUUUGGGGGACUUCUUGCUUUCGCACAUUACAGGAUUGAUGGUGGCAUCUGGGCAAGUGCGAUACUUGCGGGAGCAGCAAUGUCGAUUAUUUUUCCGACAGUCUUUUCUUGGACGGAGGAUGAACUCUUGCCAGUUUCGGGGAAAGUGGCAUCCCUGUUUUUGAUCUCGGCAUCAAGUGGGACCAUGAUAAACCCCAUCUUAUUAGGAUAUCUGAUGGAUACCCUGUCUCCACUUUGGUUUACCUAUCUCCUGUUUGGCGAGACGAUAGUGUUGAUUCUCCUGUUUAUCAUCCUGUUACUGAUAGCAAGAAUACUAAAAGCCAAAUUUGGUACCAGUUGUACGUUCAAGGAUGUAGAGAUCGAGUUGAAAAGCGAAGAUGAUGUCGAGACGGAGAGUCUGGUUGAUGCUGUCCAAACAGUAUCAUUGAAUGGAAAUAAAGAUGUAUGAUCAGUAAAAAAAAUAAUUCAUAUUUAUAUUAGGUCCUCAUUAAUCAGUAGCUUUCACAGUCAAGACCACGAACUUGUCCAGAAAUUCAAUAAUCGUUUAGUUGGGUAUUCAAUUACCACAUAGGUAUCCCCAUGUUACCGGGAUUAGUCAUACAAGUUAGCCAUCAGUGAGAAGGUGAACACUAACUAACAUCGAAAAAACAGUAAAAGAACCAAGCUGUCAAGGUUGUUCUUGUACUCGAUAUUUUAAAGGGGGACAGCAGACAAAGUUGCCAUCUCUGCAUUGAUAGUUAGUGGAACUUGCCUUUACUGUACGUAUACCUGGAAAUGUUUGCAGCUGUUUAAUUUUCGUUUUUUUCACCCUCAGUAACGAAGACAAAUUUAUCAUUACAGCGAACAUUAAUUAACAACAAUAUACAUGGUAAUUAAAUGUGAAUACAGAUUUUACCGCCUAAGGGUGAAUGUUUGACCGGGUGGAGACUUCGAAUUCCCAGUGUACAGUAUGGGUAGGAAGUGCCAUACGUUAUGUUAUCAUAAAAACACUUCAACCAUACAGCUUUCAGAAAUGAGUUCAUUGACCAAAUUAUGUUUCUUUAUAUUUUAUAUAUACAUUGUAUGUGUGUUUAAUUUUUAGUAGCAAUAACUUGUUACGUGUUCUAUAUUUUGAACGUUGGUGUAAAAUAUUUGCAAUGAAGCUACAUACACACACACUUCUAUUACUUAGAUGUUAAGAAUUUAAACUUUAUGGGUAAACUGUACAUGUCAUGCUAAUUAUGCAGUUCAUUAGUGUAUGUGUAAUGAAAUUCAGGUUUUAAUAAUAUUUUGAUAAAAAGGAGUUGUAUUUGUUGUUGUUUAAUUAUCAAGUUAACCAUAUCGACGGUUUCUUUGAAUAUUUGAUUGAGUUGCCGGUUGCUGAAAUUCAGUUGGUUUCGCAAUCCUAUUUUUGUAUAUGUCUUCUCGGUGUGUGAUGCAAUAGCCAACGUUAGAUCUGUCUCCAUUACCUAGAGUCAACCUUACAAAGGUUUCCUAUAUUGGUGGGCACCAAUCAGGACAAUGUGUCACCCUUGGUUCUGAUGUUUGAAGUGUAAAGAAUCCCUACAUCUUGCUUUUUGCUCAAAUUCCAUGACUUCAUUGCGUAGAGCAUUGUUAACUGGUAUUGCAUUUAGUCAGAAAUAUGUCAUUGUAAACACAUUUUUAGAUUUUGCCACAUGUAAAAAAAUAAAAGUUUUAAUAUUUGUUACAGUUAUAGCUUAUACCUUUGAUUAUCAAUUUUCAUUUUUAGCACUGUAUGAAAAAUACUUUUUUAUGUUGUAUUGUACAUUAGUCUACAGUACAUUUUGUUCAUCUUCUUGUUUUAGUGCUAUUGUGCCAAGUUAAUAAGAAUGCUACAAUUUUUGCUUAUAAAUGAAGUUUGCCAAUUACCUUAAAACUUUCACAAUUUCUCAUACUGUAACCUACAAAAUGUACAAAAUGUAACAAAUUUUUUGUCAUGAUUUUUUUAAACAAAUGCAAAGUUCCUUAAUACAUGUAUAAAACAUGGCGUUAUCUGAUCUUCAUACAAACAAUAUUGUUAUUUAUCCUUUACAUUGUACACAAAAAGUUUGUCAAUUCACUUAUCAGUUUGCUAUUUCAAACAAAAUCAUGUUCCGCUUAAUAUCACAUUUUCAAAUGACAAAUUAGAAGUGAUAAUAAGCGAAAUAUACUGUAUACAUAUUUUUGAUAUAAAAACAUCUUUUAUAGCGACUACAAAUAUUGUAAAACAAAGAGCAGGCUUGUAAACAUCUCAUGCAUGUCACAAUGUUUCCAUUUUAUAUGGUGUUCCACAAUAAAUUCUCCUGGCAUUUCUUUAUGUAACAUGUCAGGGUGUGUUGAUGCUUUGUAAAAUAUAUUUUUCAGGGUUUUAUAUUACUUGACAAAAUGUUGGGCAAAAUUCUUAAGAUUAUACUAGAUUUGAUUUCAAAAUCUAACAUGGGACUUGAUGAUGUUUGUGUAUUACCUCUUUAUGAAAUAUGGUUGUGAUUAGGUAACCCUAGUUACAUAUAUACCCGUAACAUUAUACAUCAUCCUUGAUAUCCAGGGGUUACGCUCACUUUUGCUCUCUACUCCCCUGGAAUCAUCCUCGAUAUC
Messenger RNA from Mizuhopecten yessoensis (Yesso scallop), 4041 nucleotides. Its product is annotated as sodium-dependent glucose transporter 1A-like. Lineage: Eukaryota; Metazoa; Mollusca; Bivalvia; Pectinida; Pectinidae. The transcript has 4 exons. The record is from RefSeq and is a predicted model, not a curated record. Gene Ontology annotation, biological process: transmembrane transport. Bases 146 to 1915 code for a protein of 589 amino acids.